Acinonyx jubatus (cheetah) is the source of this 28686-nucleotide messenger RNA. RefSeq names its product obscurin, cytoskeletal calmodulin and titin-interacting RhoGEF (gene OBSCN). The coding region runs from base 1144 to 28632 and encodes 9162 amino acids. NCBI's taxonomy places the organism in Eukaryota, Metazoa, Chordata, Mammalia, Carnivora, Felidae. Gene Ontology annotation, molecular function: protein binding; protein kinase activity; ATP binding. The transcript has 117 exons. Gene Ontology annotation, biological process: protein phosphorylation. The record is from RefSeq and is a predicted model, not a curated record.
GGGGCGGUAAGGCCCAGGCUCACCAUACCCACCUGUGCUGAAGGCCAGCUGGGGCCUGAGGGGGAGGGGAGGCUUAGGCAGAGGCCUGUCCCCUGAGGCUUUCGGGUGGUGCCCACCCCAUCCCCACAGGGUGCCUGGCCAGUGGAGCCACAAAGUCUGUAGAGUGACAGGGCUCCUGCCAGUCAACCUGGCCAGGCCCUUCCCAGGGGACUCUCUGCCUGUCCUCCCUGGGCUCACUGCUGACUGUGUGCCCUCCAGAUCCUCCUGUGGCUGUUCACAGCGAGGGGGUGUGGGCAGCUCAGCCAGUUAGGAGGAAGUCACCUGGCAACAGGGUCUCUAAUCCUUCCCUGCUCAUCAGGGUUUUUUGGUAGGGGAGGGGAGGAGGCAUCGCAGGACAGGUGCAGGCAGCUACAGGUAGGAAAGGCCUCUGUCGUGGGCACUUCCUGGGGCGAGGAGGGUUGAGCUGCACCCGGCAGGAUGUGUGGCCCAACAGCUUUGGAAGAUGAGUCACCUGGAGGAGGAAGUGGGGGGACAAAAGGGGACACGCAGGGCCAAGGGCUCAGAGGAGAGCCUGCUGGGAGAUGGGUCACCUUGGGUGCACUCCCGCCAGGGGCCAGGCCCCGUCCAGGUGUGGAGAGCUGAGCGGCAGUGAUGUAAGCAGACUGGAGUUUCAGACUCCAGGAAGCAGAGGUGUGUGGGGGACGGGAACUGGUCACCAGGAAGCAGCUGGAGUGGGCAGGGGGGAACAGGCAGGUCUGUGUGGAGAGGUACAGCAUGGCCCCCAGGGUAGGGAGGACCCUGGUGCACAGAGAGGAGGGCCAGCCUGGCUGCUGGUGUGCUGUUUUGGGACAGGUUCUCAACUGGACCUGAGUUGGGGCGUAGGGCUAGAGCUGGGGGGACAGGAAGGAGAUAUGCUCACCCAUUAGAAAAGCCCGUUGAGGGGUGCACCAGACUCCAGGUGCCCAGAAAGGGGUAAAUCUGAUUUUCUGCACCACUGUGCCUUCUGGUAGUUCUACCUGCGCGUGGAGGUGGGGGGUGGAGAUAAGGCCGGGAGGUGUCCACCCUGGGUUAGACUGGGUUCUUCAGGGACACUGGUUGGGAAGCUGCGGAGGACUCGGACAGCACCUGCGGCUCAUCCCCACUAUGACCUUCCCCCAACCUGCUCUCAGGUCUGUCCCGUCGCCCCCGCCCCCCACCAUGGAUCACUCAUUCAGCGGGGCGCCCCGAUUCCUGACCCGGCCCAAGGCCUUUGUGGUGUCGGUGGGGAAGGACGCCACGCUGAGCUGCCAGAUCGUGGGCAACCCUACGCCGCAGGUGAGCUGGGAGAAGGACCAGCAGCCGGUGGAGGCGGGCUCUCGCUUCCGGCUGGCCCAGGACGGCGACCUGUACCGCCUCACCAUCCUGGACCUGGCCCUGGGCGACAGCGGGCAGUACGUGUGCCGCGCGCGCAAUGCCAUCGGCGAGGCCUUCGCGGCCGUGGGCCUGCAGGUGGACGCCGAGGCCACUUACGCCGAGCAGGCGCCCCACUUCCUGCUGCGGCCCACGUCCAUCCGCGUGCGCGAGGGCGCCGAGGCCACCUUCCGCUGCCGCGUGCGCGGCUCGCCGCCCAUGGCCGUGAGCUGGGCCAAGGACGGCCGGCGCCUGGGCGCGCCCGACGCCCCCCGGGUGCGCGUGGAGGCCAGCGGCGAGGCCAGCGCGCUGCGCAUCCAGUCCGCGCGGCCGCGCGACGAGGGCACAUACACGGUGCGCGCCGAGAACCCUCUGGGCGUCGCCAGUGCCGACGCCGCGCUCACGGUAGACGCGGACCCAGACGCCGCCCCGCCGGGAGCCUCCACUGCCGGGCUUCUGGCGCACCUGCAGCGGCGUCGGGAGGCGAUGCGCGCCGAGGGCAUCCCUGCCUCGCCACCUGGCUCUGGCACGCGCACCUGCACGGUGACUGAAGGCAAGCACGCGCGCCUCAGUUGCUACGUGACGGGCGAGCCUAAGCCAGAGACGGUGUGGAAGAAGGAUGGCCAGCUGGUGGUGGAGGGCCGGCGACACCUGGUGUACGAGGACGCUCAGGAGAACUUCGUGCUCAAGAUCCUCUUCUGCAAGCAGUCGGACCGGGGCCUCUACACCUGCACGGCGUCCAACCUGGUGGGCCAAACCUACAGCUCCGUGCUAGUCGUCGUACGAGAGCCCGCCGUGCCCUUCAAGAGGCGACUUCAGGACCUGGAGGUGCGAGAGAAGGAGUCGGCCACGUUCCAGUGCGAGGUGCAGCUGCCGUCCACGGAGGCCGCGUGGUACAAGGAGGACACGCGUCUGUGGGCCAGCGCCAAGUACGGCAUCGAGGAGGCGGGCACUGAGCGCAGGCUCACGGUGCGCAACGUCUCGGCCGACGACGACGCCGUCUACAUCUGCGAGACCACGGAGGGCAGCCGCACGGUGGCAGAGCUCGCGGUGCAAGGGAACCUCAUUCGGAAGCUCCCGAGGAAGACCGCGGUGCGCGUGGGUGACACGGCCAUGUUUUGUGUGGAGCUGGCCAGGCCCGAGGGCCCUGUCCACUGGCUGAGGAACCAGGAGGAGAUGGUGGCCGGGGGCCGCGUGGCCAUCACCACAGAAGGCAUGUGCCACACGCUGACCAUCUCCCAGUGCAGCCUGGAAGACGUGGGCGAGGUGACCUUCACUGCUGGUGACUGCCGGACGUCCACCCAGUUCUUCGUGUCUGCCCCUAGGAGGCCGCCCCUGCAUGCCCCUGAGGCCCCUGUGGUAAAGGGAAGGACAGAGUGUUCCGUCACCCUUGCCUGGUCCCCACCACCCCAUGGGGACCGCCCUGUCCCCAUCGACGGUUAUCUGGUGGAAAAGAAGCGGCUUGGCGCCUACACCUGGAGCCGGUGCCACGAGGCGGAGUUGGUGGCUGAACGUGAGCUGACUGUGGCCAGCGUGGCUGAGGAGGGGGACUUCCAGUUCCGGGUAUCAGCUGUGAACAGCUUUGGCCAGAGCCCCUACCUGGAGUUUCCAGGGACUGUCCACCUGGCCCCCCAGCUGGCUGUGAAGACUCCUCUGAAGGCGGUGGAGGCGGUGGAGGGUGGCGAGGUGACCUUCUCGGUGGACCUCACUCUGGCCUCUGCUGGAGAGUGGUUCCUGGAUGGCCAGGCCCUAAAGGCCAGCAGUGUGUAUGUGAUCCGUCACGUCGGCACGCAGCAUGCCCUCACCAUCCGCUCCGUGUCCGCCAGCCUGCAUGGCGCUGAGCUCAAGUUCGUGGCCAACGGAAUUGAGAACAGCAUCCGUAUGGAGGUCCGAGCCCCAGGGCUGGCCACCAAGCGUCCAGUGGCAGCUGUGAGGGAAGUGCUGGCCCGGCUGCAUGAGGAGGCACAGCUCUUGGCAGAGCUCUCAGACCAGGCUGCGGCGGUGACAUGGCUGAAGGACGGCCACGUGCUGCCCCUGGGCCCCAAAUACGAGGUCCAGGCGAGUGCCGGACAGCGGGCACUGCUGGUGCGGGAUGUGGUGCGAGACGAUGCUGGCCUGUACGAGUGUGUCAGCCAUGGGGGCCGCAUCGCCUACCAGCUGUUGGUGCAAGGGCUCACUCCCUUUCUGCACAAGGACACAGCUGGUGGCUUGGUGGAUGCCGUGGCCGGGGGCCCAGCCCACUUUGAAUGUGAGACUUCUGAGGCCCAGGUUUGUGUGCGCUGGUACAAGGAUGGCACGGAGCUCAGCCGCUCCAGCCAGCGCUUCCUGCAGGAGGACGUGGGAACGUGGCACCGGCUGGUGGCAGCCUCGGUCACCAAGCAGGAUGAGGGCACCUACUCAUGCCGUGUGGGCGAGGACUCCGUGGACUUCCAGCUGCGUGUCAGUGAGCCCUCGGCCGUGUUUGCCAAGGGGCAGCCGGCAUGCAGUGAGGUGCAGGCCAAGGUGGGGGCCAGCGCCAUGCUGAGCUGCGAGGUGGCCCAGGACAAGACGGAGGUGACGUGGUACAAGGGCGGGAAGAAGCUGAGUGCCAGCUCCAGAGUGCGCAUGGAGGCCACGGGCUGCAGCAGGAGGCUGGUGGUGCAGCAGGCGGGGAAGGUGGACGCCGGGGAGUACAGCUGCGAGGCCAGGGGAGAGAAGGUCUCCUUCCGCCUGGACAUGACAGAACCUGUAUUGGUGUUUGCCAAGGGACAGACAACACACAGUGAGGUACAGACCAAGGCGGGGGCCAGUGCCACACUGAGCUGUGAGGUGGCCCAGGACAAGACGGAGGUGACGUGGUACAAGGACGGGAAGAAGCUGAGUGCAAGCUCCAGAGUGCGUGUGGAGGCCAAGGGCUGCAGCAGGAGGCUGGUGGUGCAGCAGACGGCAAAGGUGGAUGCGGGGGAGUACAGCUGUGAGGCUGCAGGGGAGAAGGUCUCCUUCCACCUGGAUGUCAUUGAGCGCUCGGCCAUGUUUGCUAAGGGGCAGCCAGCAUGCAGUGAGGUGCAGGCCAAGGCAGGGGCCAGUGCCAUGCUGAGCUGCGAGGUGGCUCAGGACAAGACGGAGGUGACAUGGUACAAGGAUGGGAAGAAACUGAGUGCCAGCUCCAGAGUGCACAUGGAGGCCAAGGGCUGCAGCAGGAAGCUGGUGGUGCAGCAGGCGGGGAAGGUGGAUGCUGGGGAGUACAGCUGUGAGGCCGGGGGCCAGAAGGUGUCUUUCCACCUGGAUGUCACAGAGCCCUCAGCUGUGUUUGCCAAGGAGCAGCCAGCAUGCAGUGAGGUGCAGGCCAAGGCGGGGACCAGUGCCACACUGAGCUGCGAGGUGGCCCAGGACAAGACAGAGGUGACAUGGUACAAGCAUGGAAAGAAGCUGAGUGCCAGCUCCAAAGUGUGCAUGGAGGCCAAGGGCUGCAGCAGGCGGCUGGUGGUGCAGCAGGCAGGGAAGGCAGAUGCCGGGGAGUACAGCUGUGAGGCCGGGGGCCAGAAGGUGUCCUUCCACCUGGAUGUCACAGAGCUUGCAGCUGUGUUUGCCAAGGAGCAGCCGGCAUGCAGUGAGGUUCAGGCCAAGGCAGGGGCCAGUGCCACAUUGAGCUGCGAGGUGGCCCAGGACAAGACGGAGGUGAUGUGGUACAAGGAUGGGAAGAAGCUGAGUGCAAGCUCCAGAGUGCGUGUGGAGGCCAAGGGUUGCAGCAGGAAGCUGGUGGUGCAGCAAGCGGGGAGAGCAGAUGCCGGGGAGUACAGCUGCGAGGCCAGGGGAGAGAAGGUGUCCUUCCGCCUGGAUGUUACAGAGCCUGCAGCUGUGUUUGCCAAGGAGCAGCCAGCACACAGUGAGGUGCAGGCCAAGGCAGGGGCCAGCGCCAUGCUAAGCUGCGAGGUGGCCCAGGCCCAGACAGAGGUGACGUGGUACAAGGACGGGAAGAAGCUGAGUGCGAGCUCCAGAAUGCACGUGGAGGCCAAGGGCUGCAGCAGGCGGCUGGUGGUGCAGCAGGCGGGGAAGGCGGAUGCUGGGGAGUACAGCUGUGAGGCCGGGGGCCAGAAGGUGUCCUUCCACCUGGACAUCACAGAGCCUGCAGUCAUGUUUGCCAAGGAGCAGCCAGCACACAGUGAGGUGCAGGCCAAGGCGGGGACCAGUGCCACACUGAGCUGCGAGGUGGCCCAGGCCCAGACAGAGGUGACGUGGUACAAGGAUGGGAAGAAGCUGAGUGCGAGCUCCAGAAUGCGUGUGGAGGCCAAGGGCUGCAGCAGGCGGCUGGUGGUGCAGCAGGCAGGGAAGGCGGAUUCUGGGGAGUACCUCUGUGAGGCCGGGGGCCAGAAGGUGUCCUUCCGCCUGGAUGUCACAGAGCCUUCAGCUGUAUUUGUCAAGGAGCAGCCAGCAUGCAGUGAGGUGCAGGCCAAGGCGGGGGCCAGUGCCACACUGAGCUGUGAGGUGGCCCAGGCCCAGACAGAGGUGACAUGGUACAAGGACAGGAAGAAGCUGAGUGCGAGCUCCAAAGUGCACGUGGAGGCCAAGGGCUGUAGCAGGAGGCUGGUAGUGCAACAGGCGGGGAAGGCGGAUGCCGGGGAGUACAGCUGUGAGGCCAGGGGCCAGAAGGUGUCCUUCCAUCUGGACAUCACAGAACCUACAGUGGUGUUUGCCAAGGAGCAGCCUGCAUGCAGUGAGGUGAAGGCCAAGGCAGGGGCCAGCGCCACACUGAGCUGUGAGGUGGCCCAGGACAAGACAGAGGUGACAUGGUACAAGGACGGGAAGAAGCUGAGUGCGAGCUCCAAAGUGCACAUGGAGGCCAAGGGCUGCAGCAGGCGGCUGGUGGUGCAGCAGGCGGGGAAGGCGGAUGCUGGGGAGUACCUCUGUGAGGCCGGGGGCCAGAAGGUGUCCUUCUGCCUGGAUGUCACAGAACCUACAGUGGUGUUUGCCAAGGAGCAGCCUGCACGCAGUGAAGUGCAGGCCAAGGCAGGGGCCAGCGCCACACUGAGCUGUGAGGUGGCCCAGGACAAGACAGAGGUGACAUGGUACAAGGACGGGAAGAAGCUGAGUGCGAGCUCCAAAGUGCACGUGGAGGCCAAGGGCUGUAGCAGGAGGCUGGUGGUGCAACAGGCGGGGAAGGUGGAUGCUGGGGAGUACAGCUGUGAGGCCGGGGGCCAGAAGGUGUCCUUCCACCUGGAUGUCACAGAGCCUGCAGCUGUGUUUGCCAAGGAGCAGCCGGCACGCAGUGAGGUGCAGGCCAAGGCAGGGGCCAGCGCCUCGCUGAGCUGCGAGGUGGCCCAGGCCCAGACGGAGGUGACAUGGUACAAGGAUGGGAAGAAACUGAGUGCGAGCUCCAGAGUGCGCGUGGAGACCAAGGGCUGCAGCAGGCGGCUGGUGGUGCAGCAGGCGGGGAAGGCGGAUGCCGGGGAGUACAGCUGUGAGGCCGGGGGCCAGAAGGUGUCCUUCCUCCUGGAUGUCACAGAGCCCUCGGUCAUGUUUGCCAAGGAGCAGCCAGCACUCAGUGUGGUGCAGGCCAAGGCGGGGGCCAGUGCCACACUGAGCUGUGAGGUGGCCCAGGCCCAGACGGAGGUGACGUGGUACAAGGACGGGAAGAAGCUGAGUGCCAGCUCCAGAAUGCAUGUGGAGGCCAAGGGCUGCAGCAGGAAGCUGGUGAUGCAGCAGGCAGGGAAGGCGGACGCCGGGGAGUACAGCUGUGAGGCCGGGGGAGAGAAGGUGUCCUUCCACCUGGACGUCACAGAGCUGGAGCCUGAGACCCCCACGGUGGAGAGACCUGACCGCAGAGAGCCUCUGGUGGUCAGGGAGCACGAGGACAUUGUCCUGACCGCCAUGCUGGCUACGCCCUCCGUGGCCGCAGUGACGUGGCUCAAGGAUGGCGUGGAGAUCCGCCGCAGCAAGCGGCACGAAACGGCCAGCCUGGGGGACACUCACACCCUGACGAUCCGCGGCGCGCAAACCCUGGACACCGCAGUGUACAGCUGCCGCGUGGGCGCAGAUGGGCAGGACUUCCCAGUGCAGGUGGAAGAGGUGGUCGCUAAGUUCUGCCGGCCCCUGGAGCCUGUGAGCGGGGAGCUAGGUGGCACGGUGACGCUGGCCUGCGAGCUGAGCCCACCGCAGGCCGAGGUGGUGUGGCGCUGCGGGAGCACGCAGCUCCGGGCUGGCAAGCGCUUCCAGAUGGAAGCCGCAGGACCCCGGCGCUCGCUCACCGUGUCCGGCCUGCGGCUGGAGGAUGCGGGGCAGUAUGCGUGUGAGACCCGGGAUGACUGCACCAGCGCGCAGCUCUCCGUCAGCGCCCCCCGCAUGGUCAAGUUCAUGUCUGGGUUGAGCGCCGUGGUGGCGGAAGAGGGCCAGGAGGCCACCUUCCAGUGCGUGGUGUCCCCCAGCGAUGCAGCAGUCAGGUGGUUCCGGGAUGGCGCGUUGCUGCAGCCCAGUGAGAAGUUCCUCAUCUCACAGAGUGGCGCGAGCCACAGCCUGACCAUCUUGGGCCUGACCCUGGACGACCCAGGCCAGAUCACUGCAGAGGCCGAGGGGGUCUCCUCCGCUGCUGCCCUCCGGGUGCGAGAGGCUCCAGUGCUGUUCAGAAAGAAGCUGGAGCCACAGACGGUGGAGGAGCGGAGCUCAGUGGCCAUGGAGGUAGAGCUGACACGGCCAUGGCCCGAGGUCAAGUGGACACGGAACGCAGUGGCCCUGGCGCCAGGCAAGAACGUGGAGAUUCACGCCGAGAGCACCAGGCACCGCUUGGUUCUUCACUGCGUGGGUUUUGCCGACCGCGGCUUUUAUGGCUGUGAGACUCCAGACGACAAGACGCAGGCCAAGCUCACCGUGGAAAUGUGCCAGGUCCGGCUUGUGCGGGGCCUGCAGGCGGUGGAGGUGUGGGAGCAGGGCACAGCCACCAUGGAUGUGGAGCUGUCACACGACAACGUGGAGGGCAGCUGGACGCGAGACAGUGUGCGGCUGCAGCCAGGGUCCACGUGCCAGCUGGCCGUGCAAGGCCCCAUCCACACCCUCAUCCUGUCGGGGCUGCGGCCGCAGGAUAGUGGCCUCAUCGCCUUCAAAGCUGAGGGGGUGCACACGUCUGCAAGGCUCACGGUCACUGAGCUGCCUGUGAGGUUCAGCCGCCCUCUGCAGGAUGUGGUGGCCACAGAGAAGGACAGGGUGACCUUGGAGUGUGAGCUGUCUCGCCCCAACGUGGACGUGCGCUGGCUGAAGGACGGCGUGGAGCUUAGGGUGGGCAAGACAGUGGGCAUGGUGGCCCAGGGCGCCUGUCGGAGUCUCAUCAUUUUCCGCUGUGAGCUUGGUGACCAGGGCGUGUACGUGUGCGACGCUCGUGAUGCUCAGAGCUCAGCCUCCCUGAAGGUGCAAGGUCGUAACAUCCAGAUCGUGAGGCCCCUGGAGGAUGUGGAGGUGAUGGAAAAGGAGGGCGCCACCUUCUCUUGCAAGAUCUCUCACGAUGAGGUGCCAGCCCAGUGGUUCUGGGAGGGCAGUAAGCUUCGGCUCAGUGACAAUGUGCGCAUCCGCCAGGAAGGGAGGACAUACACCCUCAUCUACCGGAGGGUCCUGGCAGAAGAUGCAGGAGAGAUCAGAUUUGUAGCCGAAAAUGCAGAAUCUCGAGCUGAGCUCCGAGUCAAAGAGCUGCCGGUGACCAUCCUGCGCCCACUUCGGGACAAGAUAGCCAUGGAGAGGCACCGCGGUGUGCUGGAGUGCCAGAUGUCCAGGGCCAGCGCCCAGGUGCAGUGGUUCAAGGGCAGCGUGGAGCUGCAGUCAGGACCCAAGUACGAGAUGGUCAGCGACGGCCUCUACCGCAAGCUGAUCAUCAACGAUGUGCAGCCGGAGGAUGAGGACACCUACACGUGUGACGCUGGCAACGUGAAGACCAGUGCCCAGUUCUUUGUGGAAGAGCAAUCCAUCACCAUCGUGCGGGGCCUGCAGGACGUGACUGUGAUGGAGCCCGCACCUGCCUGGUUCGAAUGCGAGACCUCCAUCCCCUCGGUGCGGCCGCCCAAGUGGCUCCUGGGAAAGACAGUGCUCCAGGCCGGGCCCACCGUGGGCAUGGAGCAGGAGGGCACGGUGCACCGGCUGACGCUGCGACGAACCUGCUCCACCAUGACUGGGCCUGUGCACUUCACCAUCGGCAAGUCGCGCUCCACCGCACGCCUGGUGGUCUCUGACAUCCCCAUGGUGCUCACACGGCCCCUGGAGCCCAAGGCGGGGCGCGAGCUGCAGUCGGUGGUCCUGUCCUGCGACUUCAAGCCGGCCCCCAAGGCCGUGCAGUGGUACAAGGAGGACACGCCCCUGGCGCCCUCCGACAAGUUCAAGAUGAGGCUGGAGGGCCACAUGGCAGAGCUGCGCGUCCUCCGGCUCACGCCCGCGGACGCCGGCGUCUACCGGUGCCAAGCCGGCAGUGCCCAGAGCAGCGCUGAGGUCACGGUGGAAGCGCGCGAGGUUACAGUGAUGCAGCCGAUGCAGGACGCAGAAGCCACGGAGGAGGGCCGCGCCUGCUUCUCGUGUGAGCUGUCCCAUGAGGACGAGGAGAUCGAGUGGUCGCUCAACGGCACACCUCUGUACAACGACAGCUUCCACGAGAUCUCCCACGAAGGCCGUCGCCACACGCUGGUGCUGAAGCGGGUUCGGCGGGCCGACGCCGGCCUUGUGCGCGCCUGCUCCCCCAAGGUGUCGGUCACUGCCCGCCUGGAGGUCAAAGCAAAGCCGGUGGUGUUCCUGAAAGCGCUGGACGAUGUGUCCGCGGAGGAGCGGGGCACGCUGGCCCUGCAGUGCGAGAUCUCAGACCCCCAGGCCCGCGUGGUGUGGCGCAAGGACGGGGUGGAGCUGGUCCCUAGUGACAAGUACGACUUCCUGCACACGGCGGGCACGCGCGGGCUCGUGGUGCACGACCUGAGCUGGGAAGACACCGGCCUCUACACUUGCAGUGUGGGCUCCGAGGAGACCAGCUCCAGAGUCAGCGUGCACGACCUGCACGUGGGCAUCACCAAGAGGCUGAAGUCGGUGGAGGUGCUGGAGGGCCAGAGCUGCACCUUCGAGUGUGUCCUGUCCCAUGAGAACCCCAGCGAUGUGGCCAUAUGGACAGUUGGCGGGAAGACAGUGGGUGGCUCUGGCCGCUUCCGGGCCACACGCCAGGGCCGCAAAUACACUCUGGUUGUUCAAGAUGUGGCUCCUGGAGAUGCUGGGGAGGUGGUGUUCUCCGUGCGGGACCUCACCUCCAAGGCCUCCCUCAUCAUCAGAGAGAGGCCGGCAGGUAUCAUGAAGCCUCUAGAAGACCAGAAGGCUGCUCCGGGUGAGGAUGUGGUGAUGAGCUGUGAGCUGUCUAGGGCCGGGACCCCCGUGCGCUGGCUAAAGGACGGGAAGGCCAUUCGCAAGAGUCAGAAGUAUGACCUGGUCACGGAAGGCACUUGGGCCACUCUGGUGGUCCGUGCGGUGUCGCUCAAGGAUUCAGGAGAAUACACGUGUGAGACAGAAGCUUCCAAGAGCACAGCGAGUCUCCGUGUGGAAGAAAAGGCCAACUGGUUCACAGACGAGCUGACCGACCUGCAUGUGGAAGAGAAGGGCACAGCCGUGUUCACGUGCAAGACAGAGCGUCCCGCAGCUGUGGUGAUCUGGCGCAAGGGCCUCUUGGAGCUGCAUGCCUCUGGGAAGCACGCACCCAGCCAGGAGGGCCUGACCCUGAGGCUCACCAUCAGUGCCUUGGAGAAGGCGGACAGCGACACCUACACCUGUGACAUCGGCCAGGCCUGUUCCCAGGCCCGGCUCCUGGUGCAAGGCCGGAAAGUGCUCAUCACAGAGGAUCUGGAGGACAUGGAGGUGCGUGAGGGCUCUUCGGCCACCUUCUCUUGUCGCAUCUCCCCUGCCAACUAUGAGCCUGUCCACUGGUUCCUGGACAAGACGCCCCUGCACCCGAAUGAGCUCAACGAGAUUGAGGUUCAGCCAGGUGGCUACCACGUGCUCACCCUGCGGCAGCUGGCGCUCAAGGACUCAGGCACCAUCCACUUUGAGGCAGGGGACCAGCGGACCUCAGCUGCCCUUCGGGUCACAGAAAAGCCAAGUGUCUUCUCCCGGGAGCUCACGGAUGCCACGGUCACAGAGGGGGAGGAUCUGACCUUGGUCUGUGAGACUACCGCCCCGGACAGCCCCGUGUGCUGGACCAAGGAUGGAAAGACCCUGCGGCCAUCAGCCCGGUGCCAGCUGAGCCAGGAGGGCCACCGGGCCCAGCUGGUCAUCAAGGGUACCACUGUGCAGGACGGUGGGCGCUACAAGUGUGAGGCCGGGGGCUCCUGGAGCAGCUCCAUUGUCAGGGUCCACGCACGGCCGGUGCGGUUCCGUGAGGGGCUGAAGGACCUGGAGGUGCCGGAGGGUGGAGCUGCCACACUGCGCUGUGUGCUGUCAUCCAUGGCCGCGCCUGUGGAGUGGCGCCGUGGAGAUGAGGUUCUGCGGCCCGGAGGCAAGUACAGCCUGCGUCAGGAGGGCGCAGUGCUGGAGCUGGUGGUCCGGGACCUGCGGCCCCAGGACACCGGGCAGUACUCCUGCCACUUCGGGGACCAGAUGACCUUGGCCAUGCUCACAGUGAAGGCCCUGCCUGCUGAGUUCAUAGGGAGACUGAGAAGCAAGGAGGCCUCAGAAGGGGCCACAGCCACGCUGCGCUGUGAGCUGAGCAAGGAGGCUCCCGUGGAGUGGAGGAAGGGGUCUGAGACCCUCAGAGCCGGGGACAGAGUCAGCCUGAGGCAGGACGGGACCAUGUGUGAGCUGGAGAUCCGUGGCCUGGCCAUGGCAGAUGCUGGGGAGUACUCGUGUGUGUGUGGGCAGGAGAGGACUUCAGCCAUGAUGACUGUCAGGGCUCUGCCUGCUGAGUUCAUAGGGAGACUGAGAAGCAAGGAUGCCACGGAAGGGGCCACAGCCACUCUGCACUGUGAGCUGAGCAAGGAGGCCCCUGUGGAGUGGAGGAAAGGGUCUGAGACCCUCAGAGCUGGGGGCAGAGUCAGCCUGAGACAGGAUGGGACCAUGUGUGAGCUGGAGAUCUGUGACCUGGCUGUGGUGGACGCUGGGGAAUACUCAUGUGUGUGCGGGCAGGAGAGGACGUCGGCCACACUGACUGUCAGGGCCCUGCCCGCCAAGUUCACAAAGAGCCUGAGGAAGGAAGAGGCCACAGAAGGGGCCACAGCAAAGCUGCACUGUGAGUUAAGUAAGGUGGCCCCCGUGGAGUGGAAGAAGGGGUCUGAGACCCUCAGAGCUGGGGACAGAGUCAGCCUGAGGCAGGACAGGACUGUGUGUGAGCUGGAGAUCCAUGGCCUGGCUGUGGCAGAUGCCGGGGAGUACUCGUGUGUGUGCGGGCAGGAGAAGACUUCGACCACGCUGACUGUCAGAGCCCUGCCCGCCAAGUUCACAAAGAGCCUGAGGAAGGAAGAGGCCACAGAAGGGGCCACGGCCACUCUGCACUGUGAGCUGAGCAAGGAGGCCCCUGUGGAGUGGAGGAAGGGGCCCAAGACCCUCAGAGCUGGGGACAGAGUCAGCUUGAGGCAGGAUGGGACCAUGUGUGAGCUGGAGAUCCGUGGCCUGACCAUGGAGGAUGCUGGGGAGUACUCGUGUGUGUGUGAGCAGGAGAGGACAUCGGCCACACUGACCGUCAGAGCACUGCCUGCUCAGUUCAUCCAAAAUCUGAAGACCCAGGAAGCCAUGGAAGGGGACACAGCCACACUGAACUGUGAGCUGAGCAAGGCAGCCCCUGUGCAGUGGAGGAAGGGGUCCAAGACCCUCAGAGCUGGAGACAGAGUGAGCCUGAGGCAGGAUGGGACCAUGUGUGAGCUGCAGAUCUGUGGCCUGGCCGUGGCAGAUGCUGGAGAGUACUCAUGCAUGUGUGGGCAGGAGAGGACGUCGGCCAUGCUGACCAUCAGGGCCAUGCCCGCCAAGUUCACAAAGAGCCUGAGAAAGGAAGAGGUCACGGAAGGGACCACAGCAAAGCUACACUGUGAGUUAAGCAAGGCAUCCCCUGUGGAGUGGAGGAAGGGGUCUGUGACCCUCAGAGCUGGGGACAGAGUCAGCCUGAGGCAGGACGGAAACAUGUGUGAGCUGGAGAUCCAUGGUGUGGCCAUGGAGGAUGCCGGGGAGUACUCGUGUGUGUGCGGGCAGGAGAGGACAUUGGCCAUGCUGACUGUCAGGGCCCUGCCCGCCAAGUUCACAAAGACCCUGAGGAAGGAAGAGGCCACCGAAGGGGCUACAGCCAUUAUGCACUGUGAGCUGAGUAAGGAGGUCCCCGUGGAGUGGAGGAAGGGGCCCAAGACCCUCAGAGCGGGGGACAGAGUGAGCCUGAGACAGGAUGGGAUGGUGUGUGAGCUGGAGAUCCGUGACCUGGCCUUAGUGGACACCGGGGAGUACUCGUGUGUGUGCGGACAGGAAAGAACAUCAGCCACGCUGACUGUCAGGGGCCUGCCUGCCAAGUUCACAAAGAGCCUGAAGAAGGAAGAGGCCAUGGAAGGGGCCACAGUAAAGCUGUGCUGUGAGUUAAGCAAGGUGGCCCCCGUGGAGUGGAGGAAGGGGUCCGAGACCCUCAGAGCUGGGGACAGAGUCAGCCUAAGGCAGGACGGAAACGUGUGUGAGCUGGAGAUCCGUGGUGUGGCCAUGGAGGAUGCCGGGGAGUACUCGUGUGUGUGCGGGCAGGAGAGGACAUCAGCUAUGCUGGCUGUCAGGGCCCUGCCCGCCAAGUUCACAAAGAGCCUGAGGAAGGAAGAGGCCAUGGAAGGGGCCACGACCACGCUGCGCUGUGAGCUGAGCAAGGCGGUCCCCGUGGAGUGGAAGAAGGGGUCUGAGACCCUCAGAGCCGGGGACAGAGUGAGCCUGAGACAGGAUGGGACGGUGUGUGAGCUGGAGAUCCGUGACCUGGCCGUGGCAGAUGCCGGGGAGUACUCGUGUGUGUGCGGGCAGGAGAGAACGUCAGCCACGAUGACCGUCAGGGCUGUGCCUGCCAAGUUCACAAAGAGCCUGAGGAAUGAAGAGGCCACAGAAGGGGCCACAGCCAUGCUGCGCUGUGAGCUGAGCAAGGCGGUCCCUGUGGAGUGGAUGAAGGGCUCUGAGACCCUCAGAGCUGGGGCCAGAGUCAGCCUGAGGCAGGAUGGGACAGCAUGUGAGCUGGAGAUCUGUGGCCUGGCUGUGGAAGAUGCUGGGGAGUACUCGUGUGUGUGCGGGCAGGAAAGGACAUCAGCCACUUUGACCAUCCAGGCUGUGCCCGCGAAGUUCACAAAGAGCCUGAGGAAGGAAGAGGCCACAGAAGGGGGCACAGCCAAGCUGUGCUGCAGGCUGAGCAAGGUGGCCCCUGUGGAGUGGAGAAAGGGGUCCAAGACCCUCAGAGCUGGAGACAGAGUCAGCCUGAGGCAGGAUGGAAACAUGUGUGAGCUGGAGAUCCGUGGUGUGGCCAUGGAGGAUGCCGGGGAGUAUUCGUGUGUGUGCGGGCAGGAGAGGACAUCGGCCAUGCUGACUGUCAGGGCCCUGCCCGCCAAGUUCACAAAGAGCCUGAGGAAGGAAGAGGCCAUGGAAGGGGCCACAGCCACGCUGCGCUGUGAGCUGAGCAAGGCGGUCCCCGUGGAGUGGAAGAAGGGGUCUGAGACCCUCAGAGCCGGGGACAGAGUGAGCCUGAGACAGGAUGGGACGGUGUGUGAGCUGGAGAUCCGUGACCUGGCCGUGGCAGAUGCCGGGGAGUACUCGUGUGUGUGCGGGCAGGAGAGAACGUCAGCCACGGUGACCGUCAGGGCCAUGCCCGCCAAGUUCACAAAGAGCCUGAGAAAGGAAGAGGCCAUGGAAGGGGCCACGGCAAAGCUACACUGUGAGUUAAGCAAGGCAUCCCCUGUGGAGUGGAAGAAGGGGUCCGCGACCCUCAGAGCUGGAGACAGAGUCAGCCUGAGGCAGGACGGAAACAUAUGUGAGCUGGAGAUCCGUGGUGUGGCCAUGGAGGAUGCCGGGGAGUACUCGUGUGUGUGUGGGCAGGAGAGGACAUCGGCCAUGCUGACUGUCAGGGCCCUGCCCGCCAAGUUCACAAAGAGCCUGAGGAAGGAAGAGGCCACGGAAGGGGCCACAGCCACGCUGCGCUGUGAGCUGAGCAAGGCGGUCCCCGUGGAGUGGAAGAAGGGGUCUGAGACCCUCAGAGCCGGGGACAGAGUGAGCCUGAGACAGGAUGGGACGGUGUGUGAGCUGGAGAUCCGUGACCUGGCCGUGGCAGAUGCCGGGGAGUACUCGUGUGUGUGCGGGCAGGAGAGAACGUCAGCCACGGUGACCGUCAGGGCCCCACAAGUGGUAUUCAGAGAGCCACUCAGGAGCGUGCAGGCUGAGGAGGGUGCCUCGGCCACACUGCGGUGUGAGCUUUCCCAGCCCAAUGCUGCUGUGGUCUGGAGCAAGGGUGGCCUGGAGCUGCAGGCUGAUGGGCGCUGGGAGCCUCGGCAGCGGGGCUACACUGCGGAGCUCGUGCUGUGGGACCUGCGCAGAGAGGACGCGGGCGAGUACACUUGUGCCUGUGGACCCCAGGCCACCAGUGCUACCCUCACCGUUACAGGUGGGCCCCAAGCUGCACCGGUGCGCUUUCUCCAGGAGCUGCAGGCCCAGGAGGUGGAUGAAGGUGCCACUGCCCACCUGCGCUGUGAGCUGAGCCAAGAGGGUGCUAGUGUGGAGUGGCGCAAGGACUCCCUGCAGCUCUUCCCUUGUGCCAAGUACCAGAUGGUGCAGGAGGGAAGGGCUGCCGAGCUGUGGGUGCACCACACUGAGCAGGAGGAUGCUGGCCACUAUACCUGUGACACGGGCCAUGCGCAGAGCACGGCCAGCCUCUCUGUCCGAGCCCCUAGGCCCACAUUCCAGAUGGAGCUGCAGAGCAUGGAGCAGGAGGCUGGCAGUGUGGCCCAGCUACGCUGCCAGCUGAGUGAGGCAGAGCCUAGAGUCCCAGUGCAGUGGCUCAAGGAGGGUGUGGAGCUGCAUGUGAGUCCCAAGUAUGAGAUACGGCGUGUGGGGACCAUGUGCGAACUGCUGAUCCAUGGGCUGGAGGCCAAGGACACGGGCGAGUACGUCUGCAUGGCCGGUGGUCAGAAAACCAUGGCUUCUGUCAUGGUCAAAGAGCCCGAGGUGACCAUUGUGCGGGGGCUGGAGGAUGCCGAGGUGCAGGUCGACGGGGAGGUGGAGUUCAGUUGUGAGGUGUCACGGGCUGGGGCCAUGGCUGUGGAGUGGCACCUCCAGGGCCUGCCACUACAGAACAACGAGGUGACAGAGCUGGCCGUGCGGGGUGGCCGCACCCACACGCUGCGGCUGAAGGGCGUGACCCCUGAGGAUGCGGGCACCGUCUCCUUCCACGUGGGCGCCCACACAUCCUCUGCCCAGCUCACUGUCCGAGUCCCUGAUGUGAGCAUCCUGGAGCCCCUGCAGGAUGUACAGCUCAGUGAGGGCCAGGACGCCCACUUCCGGUGCCAGCUAUCCAGGGCCUGCGGCCAGGAGGCCCGCUGGGCCCUGGGAGGGGUGCCUCUGCAGGCCAAUGAGAUGAAUGACAUCACCGUGGAGCAUGGCACACUGCAUCUGCUCACCCUGCACAAGGUGACCCUGGAAGAUGCGGGAACCAUCAGCUUCCAAGUGGGCUCAUGUAGCUCAGAAGCCCAGCUGAAGGUCACAGAGGCAGUACCACGCCUGGUACGUGGCUUGCAGAACGUGGACGUCUUUGCGGGGGAGGUGGCCACAUUCUCCUGUGAGGUGUCCCGUGCGGGGGGGCCGGAGGCCCGCUGGUGGCUGGAUGGCACCCUGCUGCAGGAUGGUCCCCAGAGUGCUAUCUCCGUGCGUGAUGGGACCUUCCACUCCCUCACACUCUCGGGCCUGGGGGUUGCUGACUCAGGCACCGUCACCUACCGUGCAGGGCCCCUGGUUUCCACGGCCAAGUUGUUGGUCAAAGAUCCCACGGUGGAGGUGGUCAGUGCCAUGCAGGACCUGGCCGUGGAGGAGGGCGGCCCAGCCGAGCUCCUCUGCCAGUACUCGAGGCCUGUGCAGGCCACGUGGAAGAUGGACGAGCAGGAGGUGUGCGCUGACGGGCGCCGUGUCAUCAUAGAGCAGGACUGGACCGUGGCCAGGCUGUUGUUCAGGCCGGCCUUGCCCUGCGACAGUGGCAUCUAUUCUUGUGAGGCUGCGGGCACCCGUGUGGUGGCCCUGCUGCAGGUGCAAGCCAAGAACACAGUGGUGCGCGGCCUGGAGAACGUGGACGCACUCGAAGGCGGCGAGGCGCUGUUCGAGUGCCAGCUGUCCCGCCCCGAGGUGGCUGCCCACACCUGGUUGCUGGACGAUGAGCCUGUGCGAACCUCCGAGAACGCGGAGGUGGUCUACUUCGAGAACGGCCUGCGGCACCUGCUGCUGCUCAAAAACCUGCGGCUGCAGGACAGCUGCCGGGUGACCUUCCUGGCAGGGGACGUGGUGACGUCCGCGUUCCUCACAGUCAGAGGCUGGCGCCUGGAGGUACUGGAGUCCCCGCAGGACGCGGCCGUGCGAGCCGGUGGGCAGGUCCGCUUCAGCUGCACGCUCAGUGAGGCGGUGCCGGUGGGCGAGGCGACGUGGUACAUCAACGGGGCCGCCGUGCAGCCGGACGACCGCAACUGGACGGUCACUGCCGACGGCAGCCACCACACCCUGCAGCUGCGCAGUGCCCAGCCACAGCACGCUGGCGAGGUCACCUUCGCCGCCCGCGACGCUGUGGCCUCCGCGCGGCUCACCGUGCUAGGCCUCCCAGACCCUCCAGAGGACGCAGAGGUGGUGGCACGCAGCGGCCGUUCGGUAACGCUGUCCUGGGUGGCGCCUGCAAGCGACGGUGGCGGCGGUCUCUGCGGCUAUAGGGUGGAGAUGAAGGCGGCGGCCACAGGCGAAUGGCGGCUGUGCCAUGAGCUGGUGCCUGGGCCUGAGUGCGUGGUGGAUGGCCUGGCCCCCGGGGAGACCUACCGCUUCCGCGUGGCAGCAGUGGGCCCAGCGGGGGCUGGGGAGCCCGUGCACCUGCCGCAGACAGUGAAGCUCGAGCCCCUGGAGCCAGUGCCUGCGGCCAGCGACCCCGUGCCUGCGGUCCCCGCCCCCGUGUCUUCAGUCCCCGUGCCUGUGGCCCCGGUUCCUGUGCACACAGCUCCCACACCUCCCGCUGCCGAGAGCCGGCAGGUGGCUGCCGGCGAGGACGUGUGUCUGGAGUGUGAGGUGGCCGAGGCGGGCGAGGUGGUGUGGCUGAAGGGGGCGGAGGUCAUCCAACCCAGCGGGCGCUUCCAGGUUCUCUGCCAGGGUCAGCGGCGGACGCUGGUGAUCCGGGGCUUCUCAGCGGAGGACCAGGGGGAGUACCGCUGUGGCCUCACCGGAGACCUGGCCUCCUCUGCAGCUGCCUCCUUCCAGGUGGUGCUGACCACGGGAUCUGAGGACGAGGCCCCUGCACAGCCCAGCCUGCCCCCCGAGGCAGCCCAGGAGGGUGACCUGCACCUGCUGUGGGAGGCCCUGGCCCGGAAGCGUCGCAUGAGCCGUGAACCCACGCUGGACUCCAUCAGUGAGCUGCCCGAGGAGGAUGGUCGUUCACCACGCCCGCGGCAGGAGGUAGAAGAAGCAGCCCCAGACCUCUCUGAGGACUACUCCACAGCAGACGAGCUGGCACGCACUGGCGAGGCCGACCUCUCGCACACCAGCUCUGACGACGAAUCCCGGGCAGGCACUCCCUCCCUGGUUACCUACCUCAAGAAGGCUGGGAAGCCCAGCACCUCACCACUGGCUGGCAAGCUUGGGAUCCCUGCAGUUGGGAAGCCACCGAAGCAUCAGGAACAGCCACCUGCAGUUCACCCACCCCCGGAAAGCCUGAGGGCUGAAGACCUGGGUGACCCGUCCAUGGACAAGGCAGCGGUGAAGAUCCAGGCUGCCUUCAAAGGCUACAAGGUCCGCAAAGAGAUGAAGCAGCAGGAAGGACCCGUGUUCUCCCGCACGUUUGGAGACACUGAGGCACAGGUGGGGGAUGUCCUGCGUCUGGAGUGUGUGGUGUCCAGCAAGGCGGAUGUGCGGGCUCGCUGGCUGAAGGACGGCGUGGAGCUGACUGACGGCCGGCACCACCACAUCGACCAGCUUGGGGACGGAACUUGCUGUCUGCUGGUGACGGGCCUGGGCCGUGCAGACGCUGGCCGCUACACCUGCCAGGUGAGCAGCAAGUUCGGCCACGUGGCCCACAGCGCCUGUGUGGUAGUCAGCGGGACUGAGAGCGAGGCGGAGAGCUCCUCGGGGGGCGAGCUGGAUGACGCCUUCCGCCGAGCAGCCCGGCGGCUGCACCGCCUGUUCCGCACCAAGGGCCCGGCCGAAGUGUCGGACGAAGAGCUCUUCCUGAGCGCAGACGAGGGCCCGGCGGAGCCGGAGGAGCCAGGGGACUGGCGGACGUACCGCGAAGAAGAGCACUUUGUCUACAUUCGCUUUGAGGCGCUUGCCGAGGCCCACCGUGCGGCCACCUGCUUCCGGGAAAUGUCUGGCACCAUGGGCAUCGGCGUGGACAUCAGCCUGUCAGAGCAGGGUCCCCGGGGGGUGGAGAUGCGCAUCAGCAAGGUGGCUCCUGCCCCCGCAGCAGCUCAGGAGGUGGUGCCCCGGCCGCUGACCACAGACGCCGCCCCAGUGUUCCUGACUGAGCUGCAGAAUCAGGAGGUGCAGGACGGGUACCCCGUGAGCUUCGACUGUGUGGUGACAGGCCAGCCGGUGCCCACCGUGUGCUGGUUCAAGGACGGCAGGAUGCUGGAGGAGGAUGACCACUACAUGAUCAGUGAGGACCAACAGGGCGGCCACCAGCUCAUCAUCACUGCAGUGGUGCCUGCAGACAUGGGUGUCUACCGCUGCAUGGCUGAGAACAGCAUGGGUGUGUCGUCCACCAAGGCAGAGCUCCGUGUGGACCUGACCAGCACGGACUAUGAAACUGCGGCCGAUGCCACGGAGACCUCCUCCUACUUCAGCGCCCAAGGCUACCUGUCCAGCCGGGAGCAAGAGGGCACGGAGUCUACCUCAGAGGAGGGGCAGCUGCCCCAGGUGGUGGAGGAGAUGAAGGACCUCCAGGUGGCCCCUGGCACACGCCUGGCCAAGUUCCAGCUCAAAGUGAAAGGCUACCCAGCGCCACGGCUGUACUGGUUCAAAGACGGGCAGCCCCUGACGGCUUCUGCACACAUCCGUAUGGCUGACAGGAAGAUGCUUCACACCCUGGAGGUUGUAUCUGUCACCAAGGAGGAUGCCGGCCAGUACUCAGCGUACAUUAGCAACGCCGUGGGCGCCGCCUACUCAUCAGCCCGGCUGCUGGUCCGAGGUCCCAAAGAUCCCGAAGAGAAGCCAGAAUCAGAUGUGUACCAGCAGCUGGUGCCGCCCCGAUUCCUGGAAAGAUUCACCUCCAAGAAAGUGAAGAAAGGCUCCAGCAUCACCUUUUCAGUGAAGGUGGAAGGGUGCCCGGCCCCAGCCGUGCACUGGCUGCGGGAGGAGGCUGAGCGAGGCGUGCUGUGGAUUGGCCGUGACACGCCAGGCUACACGGUGGCCAGCUCUGCACAGCAGCACAGUCUGGUCCUGCUGGAUGUGGGCAGACAGCACCAGGGCACAUACACCUGCAUCGCCAGCAACAGUGCUGGCCAGGCCCUCUGCUCCGCUAGCCUGCACAUCUCUGGCCUGCCCAAGGAGGCAGGGGCAGCAGAGGAGCAUGCUGGGGUGAAGGAGGCCCUCAUCUCCACCUUCCUGCAGGGGACCCAAGCCGUCUCCACGCAGAUGUCAGAACCUGCAGGUUUCACUGAUCUUGCUGGGCAGAGGAAAGGAGAGCCCAUGGCGGUGGAGGCCCGUAGCCACUUGUCCCUGGCCGAGGUGGGCACAGAGGAGUUCCUGCAGAAGCUCACCUCCCAGAUCACAGAGAUAGUGUCGGCCAAGAUCACGCAGGCCAAGCUGCAGGUGCCUGGAGGUGACAGCGAUGAGGAAUCUAAGACACCGUCUGCAUCCCCCUGGCAUGGCCGUUCCCGCCCCUCCUCCAGCAUCCAGGAGUCAUCCUCGGAGUCGGAGGAUGGGGACUCCCGUGGCGAGAUCUUCGACAUCUAUGUGGUCACGGCUGACUACCUGCCCCUGGGGGCCGAGCAGGAUGCCAUCUCACUGCGGGAGGGCCAGUAUGUGGAAGUGCUGGACUCCGCCCACCCACUGCGCUGGCUUGUGCGCACCAAGCCCACCAAGUCCAGCCCCUCACGCCAGGGCUGGGUGUCCCCUGCCUACCUGGACAGGCGGCUCAAGCUGUCACCCGAGUGGGGGCCCACUGAGGCCCCCGAGUUCCCGGGGGAGGCCGUGUCUGAGGAUGAAUACAAGACAAGGCUAAGCUCCAUCAUCCAGGAGCUGCUGAGCUCUGAGCAGGCCUUUGUGGGCAAGCUGCAGUUCCUGCAAAGCCACCACAUGCAGCACCUGGACCGCUGCCCCCAUGUACCUGCGGCUGUGGCCUCCCAGAAGGCUGUCAUCUUUCGAAAUGUGCAGGACAUCAGCCAUUUCCACAGCAGCUUCCAGAGGGAGCUGCAGCAGUGUGACACGGAUGACGAUGUGGCCAUGUGCUUCAUCAAGAACCAGGCGGCCUUUGAGAAGUACCUGGAGUUCCUGGUAGGCCGCGUACAAGCCGAGUCUGCGGUGGUCAGCACAGCAGUGCAGGAGUUCUACAAGAAAUACACGGAAGACGUGCUGUCAGCCUUAGACCCCUCGCAGCCACCACCGCCGCCCCUGCAGCACUUCCUGGAACAGCCUGUGGAACGGGUCCAGCAGUACCAGGCCCUGCUCAAGGAGCUGAUCCGCAACAAGGCGAGGAACAGGCAGAACUGCGCGCUGUUGGAGCAGGCGUAUGCCGUGGUGUCGGCCCUGCCGCAGCGCGCUGAGAACCAACUGCACGUGUCGCUCAUGGAGAACUACCCAGGCACCCUGCAGGCCCUGGGCGAGCCCAUCCGCCAGGGCCACUUCAUCGUGUGGGAGGGGGCGCCGGGUGCACGGAUGCCCUGGAAGGGCCACCAUCGGCAUGUCUUCCUGUUCCGCCACCACCUGGUGGUCUGCAAGCCCAGACGGGAUUCCCGCACCGACACCUUCAGCUAUGUCUUCCGGAACAUGAUGAAGCUGAGCAGCAUCGACCUGAAUGACCAGGUAGAGGGUGAUGACCGCGCCUUCGAGGUUUGGCACGAGCGAGAGGACUCUGUGCGCAAGUAUCUGCUGCAGGCGCGGACGGUCAUCACCAAGAAUUCCUGGGUGAAGGAGAUCUGCGGCAUCCAGCAGCGCCUGGCCCUGCCCGUGUGGCAACCCCCAGAUUUCGAAGAGGAGCUGGCAGACUGCACAGCCGAGCUGGGUGAGACUGUCAAGCUGGCCUGCCGUGUGAUAGGCACACCGAAGCCCAUCGUCAGCUGGUACAAAGACGGGAAGCCAGUGGAAGUGGACCCUCACCACAUCCUCAUCGAGGACCCCGAUGGCUCAUGUGCCCUCAUUCUGGACAACCUGACUGGCGUGGACUCUGGCCAGUACAUGUGCUUCGCGGCCAGUGCUGCUGGCAAUGCCAGCACCCUAGGCAAGAUACUGGUGCAAGUACCCCCACGGUUUGUGAAAAAGAUCCGGGCAGUGCCCUUUGUGGAGGGAGAGGACGUUCAGGUCACCUGUACCAUCGAAGGUGCCCCACACCCCCAGAUCAGGUGGUACAAGGACGGGGCCCUGCUGACACCCAGCGGCAAAUACCGAACGCUGAACGAGCCCCGCAGUGGCCUGCUGGUGUUGGAGAUCUUGGCGGCCAACAAGGAGGACCUGGGCCACUAUGAGUGCGAGUUGGUGAACCGGCUGGGCUCUGCGAGGGGCGGGGCAGAGCUGUGCAUGCAGAGCCCAGCUGUGCGAGCCCGGGAACAACGUCGAAGAGAGCAGCUUGCAGCUGUGGAAGAUGCUGCUGCCCCUCCCCCAGUUGCCCUGGAGCCAGCAGACAAGGAGAUCACGUCUGUUCCAAGGAUGCUGGUGUGCCCCGAGGCUCCAGGACCCUCCACAGGGGACCACGCUGGCCCCAUCCCUGGCCCUGGGGGGCCACCCAAACACCAGGAGGCUGGCCCCAAACUCCUAGGCACGGAGGUUGCAGAUGCAUCUGGUGAGGCCCAGUGGCCUCAGGCUGACCACAAAGUGCCACCUGCUCUCAGGGUCCCCCCUAUGCUGGCUUCAACCUUGGCCACCCCAGCUGAGCCUCAGAAGGUGCCAGAGCCUCUUCCCCAGGAGGGCCAGGAGCAGGACUUGGGGGCCCAUGCUGAGGCCCAGGGACGCACUGUGCCCAUCCGGAUGGAGGGUACAGCCUGGCCGGGAGCAGGAGCAGUGGACCUAUGGGACAUCCACAGCCAGGUGUUCAUGGAGACCACGCAUCGGACAUACGUGUACCAGGCCAGCGACACGGGUGCCACAAGGCCCCCAUCCAUGCAGGUCACCAUCGAAGACGUGCAGGCACAGAGGGGCAGCACCGCGCAGUUCCAAGCAGUCAUCGAGGGCAACCCGCAGCCCACAGUGACCUGGUACCGGGAUGAUGCCCAGGUGGUGGGCGGACCCCGGCUCAGCCAGCAUCGGGAAGGGACUACCUACUCCCUGCUGCUAAGGGAUGUGACCCAGCAGGACGCAGGCGUCUACACCUGCCUGGCCCAAAACGCUGGUGGCCAGGUGCUGUGUAAAGCGGAGCUGGUGGUCCACGGGGGAGACAGCGAGCCUGACACUGAGAAGCAAAGCUAUCGAAGGAAGCUGCACUCCUUCUACGAGGUCAAGGAGGAAAUUGGAAGGGGCGUGUUCGGCUUCGUGAAGAGGGUGCAGCACAAGGGAAACCAGAUGUUCUGCGCGGCCAAGUUCAUCCCCCUGCGGAGCAGGACGCGCACCCAGGCGUACCGCGAGAGGGACAUCCUGGCCACACUCAGCCACCCGCUGGUCACAGGGCUGCUUGACCAGUUUGAGACCCAGAAGACCCUGAUCCUUGUCCUGGAGCUGUGCUCCUCAGAGGAGCUGCUGGACCGGCUGUUCAAGAAGAGUGUGGUGACCGAGGCUGAGGUCAAGGUGUACAUCCAGCAGCUGGCAGAAGGGCUGCAUUAUCUGCACGGCCAGAGCAUUCUCCAUUUGGACAUAAAGCCCCCAAAUAUCCUGAUGGUGCAUCCCGCUCGGGAGGACAUUAAAAUCUGCGACUUCGGCUUUGCCCAAAAAAUCACCCCAGUAGAGCCACAAUACAGCAAGUAUGGCUCCCCAGAGUUUGUAUCCCCUGAGAUCAUUGAGCAGACUCCUGUGAGCGAGGCCUCGGACAUCUGGGCCAUGGGGGUCAUCUCCUAUCUCAGCCUGACCUGCUCGUCACCAUUUGCUGGUGAGAGUGACCGAGCCACCCUCCUGAAUGUGCUGGAGGGGCGGGUGUCUUGGAGCAGCCCCAUGGCUGCCCACCUCAGUGAGGAUGCCCAGGAAUUUAUCAAGGCUGCCCUGCAGAAGGCCCCAGAGGCCCGACCCAGCGCAGCCAAGUGCCUGGCCCACCCUUGGUUCCAGAAGUCCGUGCCCGCGGAGGAGGCCCACUUCAUCAACACCAAGCAACUCAAGUUCCUGCUAGCCCGCAGCCGCUGGCAGCGCUCCCUGAUGAGCUACAAGUCCAUCCUGGUGAUGCGCUCCAUUCCCGAGCUGCUCCAGGGCCCGCCCGACAGCCCGUCCCUCGGGGUGGCCCGGCACCUGCACGAAGGCGCCAGCGCCGCCUCCAGCAGCUCGUCCUCGUCCUCCGACAACGAGCUGGCACCCUUCGCCCGGGCCAAAUCGCUGCCGCCCUCUCCGGUGACCCAUUCCCCGCUGCUGCACCCGCGGGGCUUCUUGCGGCCCUCCGCUAGCCUGCCGGAGGAGGCCGAGGCUUGUGCGUCUGCCGCCGCGGCGCCUCGGCCGGCGUCGCCCCCAGGUGCAGAGGUGCCUGCUGCCCCGGGCUGCGUUCCCCGGCAGAGCGUCAUCCGCAGCCUCUUCUACCAGCAGGCAGGCGAGGCCCCGGAGCGCGGAGGCCCCGCCAUGGGCGGCAGGCGGCACCCCGCCCGGCGGAGGCACCUGCUCAAGGGCGGCUACUUCGCAAAGGCCCUGCCCGGCCUGCGGGAGCCGCUGCUGGAGCAUCGCGCGCUGGAGGAGGAGGCCGCCCGGGAGGAGCAGGCCGCUCUGAUGGCCAAAGUGCCCUCCUUCGAGACCGCCCUGCGGCUGCCUGGCUCCAGCGCCCGAGUGGCACCCGGCCGCAGCCGAUCCCUGGAGCUCGACCGGCCACACUCCACCAGCUCCUCCACUGAGGCCUGUGGCGGGGGGCAGUGCCCUGCCCCAGGCCUCUCAGGCCUCCAGAUAGCCUCAGGGGAGAACCUGCCAGGAGGGGUCACAUGUGCCCAGGAGAUGCAGCGUCCAGAGGGAUCCCAGCAGGGGCCAAGACUACUGCCAUCCAUCGGGGGCCUCCCAGGGGCUGCUCAGCAAGAGGGGUCAUCCCAGGACAGCUGUGGGUGGCAGCCCACCCCUUCCUUCCAGCCCCAGCGGGGUCCCGCUCCCCUGCAAGGCUGUGGCCCCCCUAAGGCUGUUACACCACAACUUUCUGGCUCCUUCCCUUCAGAGCAGGGCACGGGGCCCCUCUGGGCAUCCUCCAGCCCCUUCCUCUCGGGGGAGACCCAGGCUCCCCUCUCCCCAGCCCAAGAAAGCUGCCAGCCAGGCUCUAUGGAGAGUCCAAAGGACACUUGUCUCCCUGGGAGGCUGAGUCCCCCUAGCUCCUCAGGGUUGGCUUCCCAGGUGGGCACGGGGCCUGGUCCCUCCCAGGAUGCCACCCUGGAGCUGGAGGAUGCAUCAGAACCGGAGCCCAGCCCACAGCGGCCUCAGGAACAGGCCACCAUGCGGAAGUUCUCCCUGGGGCAACAUGGGGGCUACGCAGGAGUGGCGGGUUAUGGCACCUUUGCCUUUGGUGGGGAUGCAGGGGGCAUGCUGGGGCAGGGUCCCCUGUGGGCCAGGAUGGCCUGGGCCACCUCUCAGUCCUCAGAGGAGCAUGAUGACACUGGGGCUCAGAGCCCACCCCCCCAGGCCAGUGCAGCGCCCCUUCCCGAGGGCAGCAGGGCACCCCCAAGGGCCUCCCCAGAGCUGAGCUCGUGGGAAGACUUCGGCAGGGGCUCCCAGGUGUCCCUGGUGCAGAUCCAAGACCUGUCUGGGGACUCAGAAGCAGCGGACACUGUGUCCCUGGACAUCUCAGAGGUGGAGCCUGCCUACCUCAACCUGUCCGACCUGUAUGACAUCAAGUACCUCCCUUUUGAGUUCAUGAUCUUCAGGAAGGUCCCCAAGCCUGUGGAACCAGAGUCACCUUCCUCCUCGGAAUCCGAGGCAGAGGAGGAGCUGGCUGAGUUCCCAGAGGCCACGUGGCCCUGGCCAGGCGCACUGGGUCCACCAGCCAGCCUGCAGAUCACAGAGGAGCCAGAGGACAUGGAGACCCUGCUCGGGGAGGCCACUGGCAGUAGGAAGCGGAAAUGGUCACCCCCCUCCGGUGGCCUCUUCCACCUCCCCAGGAGACACACGCUGGAGGAGCCCCUGGAGCUGGGACUGCGCAGGAGGGUGAGGGCCUCGGUGGCCCACAUCUCCCGCCUCCUGAAGGGCAGGCCGGAAGGUCUGGAGAAAGAGAGCCCCCCCAGGAAGAAGGCAGGCCUGGCUUCCUUUCGGCUGGGCCUGAAAAGCAAGGACCGAGCGCCAUCCUUUCUAAGGGAGCUCUCAGAUGAAACGGUGGUCUUGGGCCAGUCAGUGACUCUUGCCUGCCAAGUGUCAGCCCAGCCAGCUGCACAGGCCACCUGGAGCAAAGAUGGGACUCCCCUGGAGAGUAGCAGCCGCCUCCUUAUCUCCUCCACACUCAAGAACUUCCAGCUCCUGACCAUCCUGGUGGUGAAUGCUGAUGACCUGGGAGUGUACACGUGCAGCGUUCGCAACACGCUGGGGACUGCGGCCACCACGGCCAUCCUCCGGAAGGCAGAGCGCCCCUCGUCUUCCCCCCGCCCGGACAUCGGGGAGGUAUAUGCCGAUGGGGUGCUGCUGGUCUGGAAACCCGUGGAGUCAUACGGCCCCGUAACCUACGUUGUGCAGUGCAGCUUGGAAGGUGGCAGCUGGAACACCCUGGCUUCUGACAUCUUCGACUGCUGCUACAGCGCCAGCAAGCUUUCGAGGGGCGGCACAUACAUCUUCCGCACGGCCUGCGUCAGCAAGGCGGGCAUGGGUCCUUACAGCAGCCCCUCAGAGCCGGUCCUCCUGGGAGGGCCCAGCCACCUGGCCUCUGAGGAGGAGAGCAGCGCCUCGCGGCCAGCCCAGCCCCUCCCCAGCACGCAGACGUUCGCCUUCCAGACGCAGAUCCGAAGGGGCCGCUUCAGCGUGGUGCGGCAGUGCCGGGAGAAGGCCAGCGGACGAGCGCUGGCCGCGAAGAUCGUUCCCUAUCGCCCCGAGGACAGGACUGCCGUACUGCGCGAAUACGAGGCUCUCAAGAGCCUGCGCCACCCGCACCUGGCCCAGCUGCAGGCCGCCUACCUCAGCCCCCGGCACCUGGUCCUCAUCUUGGAGCUUUGCUCGGGACCCGAGCUGCUCCCCUGCCUGGCGGAGAGGGUCUCCUACUCAGAGUCGGAGGUGAAGGAUUACCUAUGGCAGAUACUUAGCGCCGCCCAGUACCUGCACGCCCAGCGCAUUCUGCAUCUGGACCUCAGGUCCGAGAACAUGAUCGUCACCGAAUACAACUUACUCAAGGUCGUCGACCUGGGCAACGCCCAGAGCCUCGCCCAGGAGAAGGUCCUGCCCUCCGAGAGGUUCAAGGACUACGUGGAGACCAUGGCUCCCGAGCUCCUGGAGGGCCAGGGUGCCGUCCCACAGACCGACAUCUGGGCUAUAGGCGUGACAGCCUUCAUCAUGCUGAGCGCGGAGUACCCGGUGAACGGUGAAGGGACACGCGGCCUGCAGAAAGCCUUGCGCAAGGGGCUCAUCCGUCUGGGUUGCUGCUACGCGGGGCUGUCCGGCGGCGCGGUGGCUUUUCUCCGGAGCACGUUGUGUGCGCACCCCUGGGGCCGGCCGUGCGCGACCAGCUGCCUACAGUGUCCAUGGCUAACCGAGGAGGGCCCUGCGGGCUCCCAGCCCGCGGCUGUCUCCUUCUCCACCGCGCCACUUCGAGCCUUCGUGCGCGAGCGAGAGAAGAAGAGGGCGCUGCUGUACAAGAAGCACAACUUGGCCCAGGUGCACUAAGCACCCGGCCUGGCAGAGAGGGCGUGUGUGUGAUGGGGGGGUGGGAGGUCGCCC